CAUCCCCUUUAACUAUUAUCCAAACCCAACAACAUUUCUGAAGCUUGGCAUACACAGAAAUAGAAAAGCUCUCACCUUGCAGACAAUAUAGUAAUGGAAAACAAAGAGAGAAAGAUUAUGGUGGCUGUGGAUGAGAGCCAAGAGAGCAUGUAUGCACUUUCAUGGUGCAUCACCAAUCUUGUUACCGAUACCAACAAGCUUGUGCUUCUUUAUGUCAGGCCACCCUCUGCUUUCUACUCCUUGGAUGCUGCAGGGUAUAUCUUUUCCAAUGAUGUUAUUGAUGCUAUGGAAAAGUACAGUAUGCACCUGGUUAAUUCAGUGAUGGAAAGAGCUGAAGCCACAUGUAGAAAUUUGAAGGCUACAAAUGUGAACAUGGAAAGGGUAGUUGGGGUAGGAGAUGCGAAGGAUGUAAUAUGCAGCGUGGCGAAGAAACUAGAAGCUGAUACCUUGGUCAUGGGAAGUCAUGGCUAUGGAUUCCUUAAGAGGGCAAUCCUUGGAAGUGUUAGUGAUCACUGUGCCAAACAUGCAGAGUGUCCGGUUGUAAUCGUGAAGCACCCGUAAGAGAGAUUGGUUUUCUGGACAUAGCUUUAACUACUUCGUGUUGCUGCCUAUGGUUUGUGUAUAUAAGUUUUACUUUUAUUUUAUGUUUUUGCUGUGGUUGAAUCGUGGUAUAGGUUGUGUUCUAAAGGUUGGAAAUCAUGAAAUGACAUGAACGUGUGCUUUUGCCAAGU
Messenger RNA from Vigna umbellata (rice bean), 731 nucleotides. Its product is annotated as Adenine nucleotide alpha hydrolases-like superfamily protein. NCBI's taxonomy places the organism in Eukaryota, Viridiplantae, Streptophyta, Magnoliopsida, Fabales, Fabaceae. The record is from RefSeq and is a predicted model, not a curated record.